UCAUGCUUGGGCUAUUCCCUGCUCUGGCGCUCCUGGGAGCACUGGCCACCCCAGCAGGGACCUCCAGGACAUGUCCAGACUGCUCUUUGCUGGGAAACUGCACCGAGAGAACUUGUCCUCACGCCCAGGAUUCCUGCUUGUUCAGCCAGAUGCAGCUGGAAAAUGGGACUCUCAUCAAGAACGGGUCAUGUGUGUCCCCUCGGGAAUGCCGUGAAGGUGUCUAUGCCUUGACCUAUGGACCCCACUCAAGUUUCUGGGUCACCAUGGCCUGUUGUGACAACUGCAGCCAGGUUACCCAACCAGAGGCAGGACCCAAUGGCCAGCCCAACGGGAUGAAGUGUCAUUACUGUUCUGGAGAUAAGUUGGCUCCGUGUGACUCCACCAGAGUCAUGAACUGCACCGGACACCAGACUGUGUGUGUCACCCUCAACGGGACAUGGAGCGGAGGGAGUCCCCAAAUCUUGAAGGGAUGUGCUACACCAGAUUUCUGCAAACUGCAAGUGAACACCACCCUGGGCCUGGAAACAUCUGGAUUUCAUCUCAUGACUGGGCCUGAAUGCAACUACGGGCCUCCAACCCCCCAGCCAGAAAAGAGAGGUGCUAAUUGA
Messenger RNA from Hipposideros armiger (great roundleaf bat), 608 nucleotides. Its product is annotated as phospholipase A2 inhibitor and Ly6/PLAUR domain-containing protein. The record is from RefSeq and is a predicted model, not a curated record. The transcript is spliced from 6 exons. NCBI's taxonomy places the organism in Eukaryota, Metazoa, Chordata, Mammalia, Chiroptera, Hipposideridae. The coding region runs from base 3 to 608 and encodes 201 amino acids.